GGAUUAGGCUAGGAGUCAGGGGAAUAGGGCAGAGAGAGAGAGUGUGUGAAGGAGGGGGUGGGAGGAGUGGUUUGUUCAUACUUAGUGGCUGUACAGUAUAUAUAACUCAGUGGUUUAGCAUGACAGUGCAGUGAAUGAGAAGAGCGUGAGCAAGAAAGGGAGACAGACUUUCUCUCUGUGUAUGAAUUACCGAGAAAGCAGCAGAAAAUAAUAUAAUCUUUUACAGGACUCGGUUUUUCUAUUGGAUUACAAACAAGAAGAGAGAUUUUCACAGAACACACAUACAAGGGUAGAAAUGAAGCUUCUAGCGGCCAUAGCAGUGGUGCUCCUCCUAGUGGUGGCGGAGAGUAUGGCGGCCAGAGGCGCAUCCAGGAGGACCAAGAGGGAGCUGAUGAGCCCGCUGCACAUGGGGGGAAUCAGGGACCCGUUUGGGUCGUACUGCGAGCGGAGAGGGGGCUGCUGCCCGGGCCGGGACGACCAGUGUACGGUGCCCUACCUGGACACCAUCUGUUACUGUGACCUGUUCUGUAACCGAACCAUCUCAGACUGCUGCCCUGACUUCUGGGGCCACUGUCUGGGCAUCUCACCCCCUUUCAUUGGCACUUGUGAAAGAAACAGCCACAAAUUCCUCUCAGGACAAACAUACAAAGAGAACUGCAACUUAUGUACGUGUGGAACAACUGGGCGUUGGGAGUGUGAGCAGCAUGCCUGUCUGAUAGAGAAUGACAUGAUCCAGGCUGUCAACAGAGGAAAUUAUGGCUGGCGGGCAGCAAACUACAGCCAGUUCUAUGGCAUGUCUCUGGAUGAAGGCCUGAGGUAUCGCCUGGGGACACAGAGGCCCUCCAGGACUAUCAUGAGCAUGAACGAGAUGCAGCUGAAUAUGGACCCUCAGAAUGAUCGUCUGCCUCAGUACUUCAACGCAGCAGAGAAGUGGCCUGGAAAGAUCCACGAACCUCUGGACCAGGGCAAUUGCGCUGCCUCCUGGGCCUUCUCCACUGCAGCGGUGGCAUCGGAUCGGAUCUCCAUCCAGUCGAUGGGUCACAUGACCCCUCAACUGUCGCCACAGAACCUAAUUUCCUGUGAUACACGCAACCAAGGGGGCUGUGCUGGAGGACGUAUCGACGGAGCCUGGUGGUACAUGAGACGCAUAGGUGUGGUGACAGAAGAGUGCUACCCGUUCUCUGCCCCCCAGCAGACACCAGCAGAGGUGGGCCGCUGUAUGAUGCAGAGUCGCUCUGUGGGCCGUGGGAAGAGACAGGCUACUGCACGCUGCCCCAGCACACACACCUACCACAAUGACAUCUACCAGUCUACACCUCCCUACAGGCUCUCAUCAAACGAGAAGGAGAUCAUGAAGGAGAUUAUGGAUAACGGCCCAGUGCAAGCCAUCCUGGAGGUCCAUGAGGACUUCUUCGUCUAUAAGAGUGGAAUCUACAAACACACAGACGUCAGCUUCACCAAACCACCACAGUACCGCAAACACAACACACACUCCGUCAGAAUCACAGGGUGGGGAGAGGAGAGGAACUAUGAUGGGACAACAAAGAAGUUCUGGAUUGCUGCCAACUCGUGGGGGAAAAACUGGGGGGAGAACGGCUACUUCCGUAUCGCUCGCGGUGAGAACGAGUGUGAGAUUGAGGCAUUCGUGAUCGGCGCGUGGGGUAGGGUCACUAUGGAAGACAUGCAGAGCCACCAUCACCGCCGACGCAAGUAGAGACAUACACUCCAGGAACCCAGCACCCUCUUCCCCUACCCUGCGGGAGCAACUCAACUAGUCCCAGAGUGCCUACCCUUCAGCCCAUACCCUCUUCCCCUCCCUACCCUGGGGGAGCAACCCAACCAGCCCAUGAGGCCCUGCUCUUACUCCCUUACCCCCACGCUAAAAUGUGGGGGAACAACUCAACCAGUUCCCACUCUGACCUUUGGGGGAACCAAUAACAACUACCCCAAGAACUCCAACUCUUAACCCCUUACCCCCUUGCACCCACCUCCCCUUACAGCAGCCUAGGGGUUUUGAAACCCCCCAACCCAACUCAAGGUUGAUGGCACCAAAACAAGCUCCAGGCCUGCAGGCUGAGAGAGGCUUCUCCAUACAGCCUCCUCUGGCUUCAGGACACAGCAAUAAGCACCUCAGGACUCAUUAUUCCAAAGACCAUCCUUCCCAGACUCCUCGGCUUCGGCCUGGCAUAGACUGUCUACUUCCUACUUCUGUUCAAGUCUUCACUUCCACUGCUAUAAUGAUGAAAGAACUGUCUUGAUCUGAACUCUCUCACUCUCCUCUUUCUCAUUGUGUAGCUCUCCAUUUGGCUGCCAUGACAGGUGGCUAUCCAUUUGGCUGCCAUGACAGGUGGCUAUCCAUUUGGCUGCCAUGACAGGUGGCUAUCCAUUUGGCUGCCAUGACAGGUGGCUAUGUAUCUCUGGUCUUGGUUAACCCUCUCUCUGUGUUUCUCUGUUGUUGUGUAUUUUGAAAGCCAACCCCUUAGGGACAGAUUGGGAUGGAGAGAACCAGAGAGAUAGAGGGGUAAAUGAUACAGGCACCAGACUGGGCAGUUCCCACAACAAGAGAUGAGAGAAACUAACGAUCUACUACAGUUUAGUUUAACGUUAUCACUAACUCUUAGUCUAGCUACUUACAUCGCUGAUUAAUGUAUUCCUAUUACUGUCAGCAGAUCUAGUGCAGUUGCAGUAGCCAUGCAUAUCUUCACAUGUUCCAAAAAUGCAGAAUUUUACACUGGAAAGGGUGUUGGGCUAGAAGCUUGGUGGUAGGUGGGGUUGAGGGUUUAGUGAGCUGUCCGUUUGACCAAUAAUUCAUUUCCCCUCAUUUACCAAAAAUCGCUGUUUUAUUUUUAGGUUAAUUGCAUUGAAUGCACAGUACAGUAUUGAGUUUCAGCAAGCUCUGGAAGUGAAACUCAAUGCCAAAUUUCUCUUGAGUUUUCAGUACCACAUAAUCUAUCUGUUUAUGGAAGAGAUGGUGUCAAUCUUCCAAUGAUAACAAAUCAACCAUCAAAUCAACAGCUCUUGGCUGAAACCAACUGCUUGAACACAACUUUUCAUUAGAAAUAAUACUAGUGGAUCAGCCGUUUAUAAAUCUCCCUUAUUACUAUUUAUACAGUAUGUAUAAAAGCAGAGAUGAAGCAUGUAUAAUAUGUGUAGAUGUGAUUUGUAGCAAGCGAGGAGCUUAAAAAACAGCCUUUGAAAAACACAUACCGUUUAUUAAAUCAACUGGUUGAUAAAAUCAUAUCUUGGAAAAAUAUGAGAUCGAUUGAAAUAACAGUGUUGUCCUUUUGGUUUGAAGAAGGUGAAAUGGUCACCACCAGAUGAUGCCAGAGACAGAAGAGAAAGAGAGACACUUGAAUCCCUCAUUUUUUUCUGAUCGGGGUGGAGCCACUUUGGGCUACUUAUUGGCCCGUCUCACUUUUUCUGGUUGGGUGGGUGGGACGAGCAAGAGUGGACACUAAGUAGACCAGAGCCAGCUCUUCCCUCUCUCACUUGAGCAUGCCAGACAUUAUGGAGAAGCUGUGAGCUCACACAGGAAAGCAUGUUCAUGACACAUUUUUUUCAAUGGUAAACAGCUUGAGGAAACCAUCUUAGUUAUCCACUAUCUUUGAUGAUGCUUCAACAUGACAACCUUAUGGGUUAUCAAAUGCCUUAAUGAAAUAAGUGCUGUUUUUUUGAGGGCCUCUGGUUGAAAGAUUAGACCCAUUGUGUAUUAUAGUCUUAAUUUCUUUCAUUCGGUGUAUUUACAUUUUAGUCAUUUAGAAGACACUCUUAUCCAGAGCAACUUACAGGAGCAAUUAGGGUUAGGUGCCUUGCUCAAGGGCACACUGGCAGGUUUGUCACUUUCGUCGUGUCGGGGAUUUGAACCAGCAACCUUUCGGGUUACUGCCCAAUGCUCUUAAGCACUAGGCUACCUGUACACAGUGUUAUGGUUUUGCUGAAAAUAUUCUUAUUGUUGCUGUUGUGUAUUAGUUGCUUUGAGAGGUGUUUGUCUCACACACAAACUCCCCCCUCCCCUGACCAGUUGCUUUAAAGCAGGGGUGUCAAACCCAUUCCAUAAGAGGCCAUACUGUCUGCUGGUUUUUGUUUUAUUUCAAUAAAGACCUAGACGACCAGGUGAUGGGAGUUCCUUACUAAUUAGUAAACUUAAUGAAUCACUCAAGUACAAGGGAGGAGCGAAAACCUGCAGACAAUCAGCCCUCUGUGGAAUGAGUUUGGCACAUGUGCUUUAAAGGGUGCUCAGGAGGUGCAUAUUAUUCUUCUGCAAGGUGAACACGCACAAAUCAAAAGGUGAGGAGGAGGUCGCACUCAGCUGCCAAAGUCUGUUCAAUGCUGUUUCAUUGUAGUAUUUUUGUCAGUUUGAUGGUAUAAGCCUAAUAUCUUAGACACCACAUGCCACUAACACUUCAGUAUUUAGCAAUAGGCAUGUGUAGGCAUACAACAGACUCAUUGUGACAUUUCAAAGGUUGUGCGUCUCCCCAAAAAUGUUAAGUAGGUAGCUCAAGACUCAACUGAAGCCAGUGAACACACAGAUUCUGAUAUACUGAUUUAACUUGAUAUAACUGCCUUAUGUAAUGUUGCCUAGGUGCUCUUUUUAUACAGUCUCUCUAAUUUUGGCAAUUUUGUUCAAAUUUGAAAUAUAUUUUUGUCAUUCGUUUUCAAUGUAUCAGUUUCCAGAGGCGCCAACUGUCCUUUCAGAGACCACAUCAUAUACAGUCUCACUCCACAAUAAACUGCUUGGCUUCCCAGAA
Messenger RNA from Salmo salar (Atlantic salmon), 4748 nucleotides. RefSeq names its product tubulointerstitial nephritis antigen-like. Gene Ontology annotation, biological process: proteolysis. The record is from RefSeq and is a predicted model, not a curated record. Gene Ontology annotation, molecular function: peptidase inhibitor activity; cysteine-type peptidase activity. Lineage: Eukaryota; Metazoa; Chordata; Actinopteri; Salmoniformes; Salmonidae.